AUGACGCUCAGUUUCGCAGUAAAAGCGCCCCCUUCUCCAUCUCGUAAAGCUACUGUGAUCAUACUUCUUCACUUUAAAGGUCACUAUCGUCUUAUUGAGCGAACAUUGCGUAAUUUUCAGCAUUUAGAACGGCAGCUAGAGCAAGAAUUCAAGCAAUCUCACGACUCUGUCUCCUUUACAUCAGUUUUACCGGCUAUUGAAGCGUAUUGUGAUGCUAAGUUAUGCUUUUACCCCUCGAACCAGCUUGGAAUACGACUAGCAGUUGCACUAGAAGAGUUUUUGCGUCGAUUGGUGACGAUUUGCGACCAUGUCACAAAGCCGACAGCCCUCAUAACGUUCUUUGAUGGAUCUUAUCUAUCAUCUCAAGAAAGCUAUCAAAAGGUAAUUGAUAGUGAAAUAAAUGCAGACGAAAUAAACAUGAUGUACCGCAAAGUAGCUGCAGGUUGUGUAGUUGAGUAUUCGAUAGUUGUUGAUGAAGAACAGCUUAUCAUUUGGAAAUUUAGUGCUCAAGGUUCUGGACUAUAUUUUAGCGCCGAGUUUUCAAGUGGCGAAGAAGAAGAGACGAAUGCUAAUCCAUAUUGUCUUGGUAGCCAGGAUGAAGAGUGUGAAAAAGAUCAAGAGGUUGUCUCGUACCGAACGAAAUGCAAAGGAGAGAAUGAUUAUAGUUAUGGACAUUACGUGACAUCAAAACGUGGUGUAGUGACGCUGCAAUGGGAGAAUAUGGAUAUGGAGUGUGUGGUAUCAAUGCCAUUGCAGUUUCAAGUAAGAACGCUAGCGCUUGAAACCGCUAAGCGAGUACUAGAUGUCACCAACGAACUGAAUAACAUCAACACUACUGAGUGUUUGGAAAAUUUUGUGCUUACUUCAAAGCUAACGUCCUUAGAAAAUUGUUACGAAUGGAAAAGUUACGACGUCGAAGCUGACAUGUUUGGUAUUCACGCUGAAGUAGACCAAGGUGUGGAAGAAGAUGUAGAAAGAGAUGCUCGGCUUGAUAUUGCACUGUUUAAAGAACGCACGCUACAGCUUGAAGCUCAAGUGAAUCGUCUUGAAACAAGUCUAGCAGCUGCUAAAAAGGAGCUGAAAUGCGCACAAGACCGUCUUGAGAUCACUGACGAAAUUAACAAAGCCAGCUUGGAAACCAUUGUUAAGCUUGAACGUGCGAGCACAGUUGGUAGCCUAAAGCCGAUGAAAAAAGCGGAUGACGUGGCUGCAAUAUUACCAGCUGGUCAAUCCAACCUGGCAGACGAGAAGUCACCAUCAAAUGAGUUGGAGCGUGCUCAGCAACUGUGUGCUAGUUUUCAAGAGCAAUGUUUAUGGCGAUCUGUAGAGAACAUGGAGCUUGAGACUCACUUGGCUGCGUCUCAAGUCGAAGCAUCUUCAUGGCGCCAAAAACAUGUUGAUCAAGUCGAACAUAUACAGAAGCUGGAGAAGCAGAACGAAAAAUUGCGAGCGCAUAAAAAGAUGCUUGUGAACGAGGUCAAACGUUUACAGCCAUAUUCGCAUGUGAAUUUGGCAGCGCUUGUGCAAGAAGCUCAGGAGGCAAGAAUGAUGCAACGUAGUUUGCAAACAAAACUCGAUUCCCUCGAGCAGAUUCAAAAGGAAGUGGUUCAAACUGCUUUUGAAGCGAAUUCCAGUGACUUUGUGCUUGUUGAAGCAUUAGAUGAGGACCAUUAA
This is a messenger RNA of Plasmopara halstedii, 1674 nucleotides long. Its product is annotated as Phox homologous domain. The transcript has 2 exons. Lineage: Eukaryota; Oomycota; Peronosporomycetes; Peronosporales; Peronosporaceae. Gene Ontology annotation, molecular function: phosphatidylinositol binding. The record is from RefSeq and is a predicted model, not a curated record. Bases 1 to 1674 code for a protein of 557 amino acids.